Hymenoscyphus albidus is the source of this 1914-nucleotide messenger RNA. The record is from the annotation of a GenBank genome assembly. NCBI's taxonomy places the organism in Eukaryota, Fungi, Ascomycota, Leotiomycetes, Helotiales, Helotiaceae.
UAUCAAUUUACUUGUGUUCUGAUCCUACUCUCAAAUUAUCUUUCCGAACCGAUUUUUAUCUGGCAUAAACCAUCCCUCGCUAGAUUUCCUCUUGAGCACCAGAAAGCAAAACAGGUCCUGACAGCAAAAUGUCAACAAAUUUCGAUCUCAUUGUUGUAGGAGGUAACUUAUCUACCAGCCUAGUACUUGGCAGUAUAUUAAUGUUGACUGAAAACUCUAGCUGGUCCAACUGGACUUUUCUCCGCUGUUCUCGCUAGACAGUUGGGACUCACAGUUUGCGUUAUAGGUAAGCGAAUCUCGCUACUCAUAGUAUGAAGAGGGCAUUCACUGACAAUUUUGAAGAGAAACGGCCUGGCCCUCUAGAUCUUGGGAGGGCUGAUGCCUUAAACGCCCGCACGCAGCAAGUUCUAGAUGUUGCCGGUGUCUUGAAAGACCUUCGACCGUUUGGUCUUCAAUGCAACAGUAUGUUCCUUUCCUCCAAAUUACAGCGUAAGACUAAUAAGUCUUGCAAAAAGCGAGUUCAAUUUUCAAAGAUGGUGAAUUCCAAAGUCGCAACAAUCGGUGGUGGACAAGUCUCAAAAACACAGCCUACAAAGAAUUUCUCAUGAUUGGACAAUCCGACGUUGAGAAGGCUCUUGUAAAAAAUCUAGAUGUCGCCGUUCUUUACGACACAGAAGUUGAGUCUUUCUCGGAGACCUCAACCGGAGCUUCAGUAGUCACCAAGAGAAAGACCCUAACAGCAAAAUACGUCAUUGGAGCAGACGGAGGGCAAUCCCAAAUUCGCAAGGGCUUGAACAUCGAUUUCGUAGGGGACAAGCCAAACAUGUGUUGGGCUGUUCUGGAUACUUUUAUCAAAACCGACUUUCCACUUUGUGAUGAGAUUAUCAGUUUCGAGGAGAAUGGUCAGAGUAGAGUCUCGUGGAUUCCUAGGUAUGUCUUCUACAAAUUUAUUGGGAUUUCUGGAUAGAUCUGAAUCAAUUGGCUAACCCCACCACAGAGAGAGGGGAAUGGCAAGAUUUUACAUCUUACUCGAUGGAGAAGUCACCCAAGAAAGAUCCGAGGAGUCAAUCAGAAGUCACAUGAAGCCAUAUAAAGUUGAGUUUGUUAAAACAGAAUGGUUCUCAACAUACAAUGGUAUGCUCAUUCUUCUCUUGUGAUUAUCCAGAAGCUGAUACAGUUACCACAGUGCAAGAACGAGUAGCAGAAACUUUCCUGUCUCCUUUGGGACGAAUUGUUCUCGCAGGAGAUGCAAGCCAUAUCCAUGCCGUGAACGGAGGCCAAGGACUCAAUACAGGGAUAGCGGAUGCUUUCGCACUAACAUGGCGACUUUACUUCGCAAUUAGAACCCAAACACCAACCGGCCCAGCACUACCACAUGUCUUAACUUCUUACGAUGCCGAAAGAAGAAUUACUGCUGCUUCUGUCGUCAAUGUAGCCAGUAAAUUAGUCCGCAGUACCUUGAAAACCGCACAAGAGUAUGUCGAGCUGGUCGAGGCAAGUGCUAACAAUAUCACUGGCAUGGGUAUCACUUAUGCACCCAACGCACCAACGGUUAUCGAAGGGACUGUUGGAGACUUUGUAGCUGGUGCUCGCUCCCCUGAUAUUGAUUUUGUGAAAGCUGGUGUUGUCAAAUUGCGCCUUUACGAAUUAUUGAAGUACGGGGACUUUGUCGUCAUUAAAUCACCAGAGAUCAAGUUUGAUACAUACUCCGCCCCAUCUUGGUUAUCAGGAAAACUUCGAGUCUGGAACAUCGAGAAACAUGGAGAUGGAUGGGCUGUCACAACAGAGUCGGGGGCAAGACUUAUCACAGACGCGCCUUUUGCUGAGAAUUCCGCGGUUGUUAUCAGACCAGAUAUGUAUACUGGCUUCGCUGGUCAAGAUCCCACAGUUUACUUUCAACAAUAUAUUGUGUAG